Messenger RNA from Amblyraja radiata (thorny skate), 604 nucleotides. Its product is annotated as cytotoxic T-lymphocyte protein 4-like. The record is from RefSeq and is a predicted model, not a curated record. The transcript is spliced from 3 exons. Gene Ontology annotation, biological process: regulation of T cell proliferation; T cell receptor signaling pathway. Gene Ontology annotation, cellular component: external side of plasma membrane. NCBI's taxonomy places the organism in Eukaryota, Metazoa, Chordata, Chondrichthyes, Rajiformes, Rajidae. Bases 5 to 604 code for a protein of 199 amino acids.
CACCAUGAAGAACCCAUGUCAUCUGGCUACUUUGCUCGUCUGCCUUCAAACGGUCCUGCUGAAGGUCCCAGCACUAGCGAUGAAAGUUACUCAACCCAUAAAGAUCAUUGCUGAGAGAAACAAUGUCACUCUUAAAUGUGCGUACAACAGCACAGGAGAUGGGAAAGCCCAGGUAUUCAGGGUCACCGUUUACAGAAGCAAAGAGGAAAAGAACUCUGAGGUUUGCGCAGCAUCUUUUAAUAACAGCAUGGAGCCUUUUGAGAAGAGAGAUGUACUGCACUGUAUAGGCCAGCCAAGGAGAAACAGUAUAUCGAUAAAGUUCAUCGGCAUGAACAUGUCUCACAGCGACUGGUACUUCUGUAAGGUGGAGAAAAUGAUUCCCCUGCCCUACACAAAGGCCACUGGGAACGGGACUUGGAUUUUCAUCAAGCCGGAUGUGGAAGGUGUGGUUGGCUCAUAUAACCACCAACCGCCUAUUCAACCACACACCAGCAACAAUAUCAAGAUCAACAGCAAUGCCUCCCAGACCAUCUGUAUACAUUCAGCCACAUGUCACAACUGUAAAGAGUAUCCUUCCAGACUUGGCAUAGGUCAGGGUGGGUAA